CUCUACGAAGUUGAGCAGUUUAGUUUAAAGACUCAAAGGCAAGGGAAAAAAUAAAAAUAAAAAUAAAAAAAAAGAAAAGAAAAAGAGAAGGAACCCACACAUGCAGACCCAUUUCUCCCCAACUCUCUUUCUCUCUCCUCUCUGCACGUUUUAAACAUUUUCUAGAGAGAGAGAGUCGCAAGAGGUUUUCAAUUUUUCGCACACAAAAGAAGAAGAAGAAGCUCCGAGGAUUCCUUUCUUCCUUCUUCGUCCUCGUCGUUUUCUUCUCCGGCUCAAUUGUCGUUUUUGGCCUCCGGAUCAUGGAGUUCGUCGGACGAGCCGUCAGGAGAGAGCUUGACAACGGCGGCGGCGGCGGCGGCGAUGGCGAAGGCGAAGUGGUAUUCUCCUUGGGAACCGUGAAGUCGUACGACGCGUCGUCCAGGUUGUUCAAGGUCGUGUACGAGGACGGAGAUUCCGAGGAGCUAGGCUUGUCCGAGGUCGCCAUGCUCGUCGAGGGCAAAAUCCAGCUCGGCCGGAAGCCGAAGAAACGGCGUCGUAUUGAGCGGAGCGGCGAGGAAUUGGGCGAGCCAGGUAAUGCCGGUCAAAAUCUCAUUCAUGAUUGUUCGAUUCGUGGUGGAAAUGAAACCCUUGUAAGUAAUCAUGAUGGUUUUUUGAAUGAUGCGAAAGAGGGAAAGCGUAAAAUUGGAGGGAAUGGGAAUUUGAAAGAGGGGGAAAACCUAUUAGGGAAGAUGGAGGGUUUGAAAGAAGGCGUUUUUUCUGUUAAUGGGGAUGUUAAUGGGGUUGGGGAUUUGAGAGAUGGGCUUGAUUUGAAUGCGGGAUUUAAUUUGAAUCUGAAUGACGAUUCCGAUGAGCAUUUAGGUUCUGAGGGGAAUUCUAGGAAACUUGAGCAUAUUGAUCUGAAUUUGGAUGUGAAUGAUGAUUUCGAUGAGAGUUUGACUUCACCCGUCGAAAUCCGGAGGAGGGGUUGUGAUUUUGAUUUGAAUAUGGAGGUGGUUGAUGAUACUAAGGAUGGCGGGGAAGAACUGAAGGUUAGUACUUGUUUUGAGAGGGCGGGAAACGAUGCCCGAACGAAUGACGGUGAUGAGGAAAAGAUUGUAGAAGAUGUGGAUUCAAAUGGGGCUUUGACCAAAGUUGAUUUGGAUAUCAAUGAAGAUGUUAGUGCUAAGGGUGUUAGCGACUUGCUUGAGAGCUCAGUAAGGGAUGCGUGUGCAGCGUCUGCUGAACAGCUUAACAAUGAUUGUAGUGUCUCUGGUGAAGAUGCAAAGCCCGAUCCUUCUGCUGUGGUGUUGGAUACUAACUCUGCUAAAGAUUGCGAUGCUACGGAGAUUGAGUUGAAGGAUGGUCCUUAUGGAGCCGGUACUCCAAUGAUGAACCAUGAGCACCUGGACGAUUCAGCAACUCCAAGCAGCCAAAAGGGUAGCCGUAGAAAGAGAAGGAAACUGUCAGAUAAUGUUAAAGCCCCUACACCUACGGUUUUGAGGAGAAGUGCUCGUAGAGGGUCUGCUCAGAAUCAUGUUUCGAUCACUUCAUGUACGGUCAAUGAUAUACCAUCUUCUCCUGCAGUUAGUGCAAUAACAGAGGAAAAGCCAGGGACUUCGGUUUGGAAAGAACCUGAGAAGCCCGUUGUUGUUCUACCUCCAAAGCUUCAAUUACCCCCUUCUUCUCAAAGUUUAGAUUUAAAGGACAUUCCCAUACUUGACCUUUUUUCUGUCUAUGCCUGUCUUCGAUCUUUUAGUACUUUAUUAUUUCUGAGUCCCUUUGAGCUGGAGGAAUUUGUGGCAGCAGUGAAGUGCAAAUCUCCUACUUCAUUGUUUGAUAAUGUUCAUAUCUCUAUAUUACGAACUCUUCGAAAGCAUUUGGAGUACCUUUCAAAUGAAGGUUCCGAAUCUGCUUCUGAUUGCCUAAGGAGUCUUAACUGGAAUUUUUUGGACGUAAUUACCUGGCCAAUGUUUAUGGCCGAGUACUUUGUAAUUCAUGGUUCAGAACUGAAACCUAGUUUUGAUCUCAGUAGCUUGAAGUUAUUCAAAGCUGACUACUAUCAGCAACCUGCUUCAAUAAAGAUUGAGAUACUUCGGUGCUUAUGUGAUGAUUUGAUUGAAGUGGAGGCCAUAAGAUCAGAGCUGAAUCGAAGAUCAUUGGCGGCUGAGCCUGACAUGUCGUAUGAACGGAAUUUGAAUCACAGGGUUGGCAAGAAAAGGAGGGCUUCACUUGGCAUUUCUGGUGGCUCUUGUUUGGAGGAAGAGGAUAUUGAUAACAAUAAUGACUGGAACUAUGAUGAGUGUUGCCUCUGUAAGAUGGAUGGAAGCUUGAUAUGCUGUGAUGGAUGCCCUGCUGCCUAUCAUUCAAGUUGUGUAGGAAUUGCCAAUGAACAUUUGCCAGAAGGUGAUUGGUAUUGCCCGGAAUGUGCUAUUGCCAGAGAUAAGCCUUGGAUAAAAUCACGAAAGUCGCUCCGAGGGGCAGAGUUAUUAGGAAUUGAUCCUUAUGGUCGGCUAUAUUUUAACAGCUCUGGUUACCUUUUGGUGUCAGAUUCUUAUGACACUGAGUCCCCAUCCAGUUAUUACCACAGAGAUGACCUGAAUAUGGUUAUUGAUGUGCUAAAGACGUCAGAUUUUUUCUAUGGUGACAUAUUAGUGGCAAUCUGCAAGCACUGGAGUAAUGUGAGCUUAAAUGGAACAAGUAGCAAGAUUAACUGCCUGUAUUCCGUGUCUGCAGACAUGUCUAUGAAGGGACAGAGUCAUGUCCUUUCAUAUCCUCCGGUCUCACUGGCAUCUGCAGAAUUAUGUGCAGUUAAGAAUGAAUCUGUCGAGGAGAGAAAAAUGGAAGAGAACACAAAGAUUGAAGAUUCUGGCCUUGGCUCUCAAAUUUUGAAGUCUGUUAACAAGUUGGAUGCAAUAACCGUGACAGGAAGUUCUCAUGUAACCUCUGAAGGAUCAGCUGAAAUAACACAAACACAAACACAAACAUGGUCAGGCACUGACUACGAUUUAACUAGCAUUGCUAAAACCCAAAACCAGUCUGUCAUACAAGGAAAACUUACUACCGUAGAUAUGAGACAAGAAGCUAUUAUUGAAUCUGCUGGUCCUGAAAAUCCCUCAACUUGUAUAACAACCAGAAAAGGUAAUACAUCAGAAGUGCAGUAUGGAAAUGGUUAUGUGAACUAUUAUAGUUUUGGUCAAAUUGCUUCAUCAAUUGCAGAGGAUUUGACGCGUAAAUCAUCAGACAAAAUCAAGCAAGACGUGGUAAUCUUGGAAGAGGAAAUAAUAUCACGUCAGAUGCGAGUCAUUCUGAAGAAGUAUUCGAAAUUCUGUUGGUCAAGUAUUAAGACUUUCAAUGUCGAUGUACAGAAAGAGAAAUGUGGUUGGUGCUUUUCAUGUAGAGCUGCCACUGAUGACAGGGAGUGCUUGUUUUCCAUGAAUGUGGGGCCUGUUAGGGAAUUUCCUAGCAGUGACGAUCUUAGCCUCCAAUCGAAAAGGAAUAGGAAAAGUCAUCUUACUGAUAUCAUAUAUCAGAUUCUUUCCAUUGAAAAUCGCCUGCGUGGGCUUCUCUUGGGUCCGUGGUUGAAUCCAAAUCAUACCAAGCUUUGGCGUAAAAGUGCUCUCAAGGCAUCUGAUAUUGCGUCUGUUAAACACUUUUUGCUCACACUAGAGUCAAAUCUUGGUCGUCUUGCACUCUCGGCAGAUUGGUUAAAACAUGUGGAUUCUGAUGUGUCCGUGGGUUCAGCUUCUCAUAUUGUGACUAGCUCAGCACGUGGAUCCUUAAAGAAUGUGAUUGGCAGAAAAAGGCCCAUUACCGAGUCCGGCCCUACACUAAACACUGCCAGUGGUCUGGGAAUAUUUUGGUGGAGGGGGGGCAGGCUUUCUCGUAAGGUGUUCAAUUGGAAGGUUCUGCCUUGCUCCUUGGUUUCUAAGGCUGCCCGACAAGGUGGCUGUACAAAGAUUCCAGGCAUAUUAUAUCCUGAGAAUUCAGAAUAUGCAAAGAGAAGCAAAUAUGUGGCCUGGCAAGCUGCUGUAGAAACAUCAACUAGUGCAGAGCAGCUCGCUUUCCAGGUUAGAGAGCUUGAUUCACACAUUAAGUGGGAUGACAUUGAGAAUACACACCCUCUCCCUGUGCUGGAUAAAGAAUCUAGAAAGUCAAUCAGGCUGUUCAAGAAAGUUAUUGUCCGUAGGAAGAGUGUUCAAGGCGGACUGGUUAAGUACCUUCUUGAUUUUGGCAAGAGAAGAGCCAUCCCUGAUGUUGUUUCUAAACACGGUUCCAUGGUUGAAGAAUCCUCUAGUGAAAGGAAGAAAUAUUGGUUGGAUGAGUCUUAUCUUCCUCUGCAUCUUUUGAAGAAUUUUGAGGAGAAAAGAAUUGCCCGUAAAUCUACUGAUAAUAAAUCUGGGAAAUCUGUUGAUUAUGGUAGUGUUAUGAAGAGGCCUCAACAAAAAAAGGGAUUUGCAUAUUUAUUUUCAAAAGCAGAAAGAUCAGAGUAUUAUCAGUGUGGCCACUGCAAUAAAGAUGUCCUAAUCAGGGAAGCUGUGAGCUGCCAGCAUUGCAAAGGGUUUUUCCAUAAAAGGCAUGUCAAGAAGUCUGCUGGGGCCAUCAUUGCAGAAUGUACGUACACGUGCCACCGAUGCCAGAAUGGGGUGCGUGCAAAGAUUGAUACAAAAAAAGGUAAAACUGCCAAAAAAGGGGGCAACGUAAAAUCAAAGCAGUCCAAAAACAUUCAGACAGACCGCAGGUCGUCGCAGUUAAAAAGCAAUAAAAAAGUGUCAACUGUUGGACAGAAAGGACAAUCAAAGAAAAAUAGUAAAGCUAUACCUGCAGUGCCUUUACGGCGUUCAACUAGGAAAGCAAAAUGCCUAUCACUGCCGAACAAACUGCAAAACAAAAAGCAUCGUGGACGCAAGAAAGGGAAACAGGUCAAAGCGAAAAAGGCUACUCAAGAGAAAACAAAGAAAGGUACUUCUUGCAGGAAGAAGAGAACAGCAGUUUCUCACAGUUACUGGCUUAAUGGUUUGCUGUUGUCUAGAAAGCCAAAUGAUGAACGAGUUGUCCUUUUUAGGGAUAAAAGUUUUCUAGCCCCUCCUGAACAGUCCUCUGACACUCCAAAUCAACCUAAAUGUCAGCUUUGUGAUGAAGCAGGAUACAAAUCUACCUUAAAUUAUGUUGCUUGUGAGACCUGUCGAGAGUGGUUUCAUGCGGAUGCUAUUGGUAUUCAUCCAGAGAACAUUGAUAUAGUCAUUGGAUUUAGGUGCCAUACCUGUUGUGAGAGGACUCCUCCUGUUUGUCUCCAUUCAGUAACUAUGCAAUCUGAUGUGUCUCAGUUAGCUGAAGUACAAAAUACUGCUGCCGUUGACUGUACUGAGGAAGUAUCUAAUACAGUCCCACCCCUGAGUGAGUUGCAGGUUGCAUGCAAUUGAAUUCUUUUGGGAUUUGAAGAACAGUUCUUCAGUGAGCUUUGAGGAUGCACAUAGUUGCUCAUUCAUAUAAUCCCAAGUAAUAAAUGUGGCAAAUGUUGCUUUUAUUUUUCAACUGCAUGAUCAAUUUGGAAAAAACUAGAAAGAAUCUGUGGUUUUGGAGAAAAGGGAGUAAGUACGCCAAAGGGUGUGAAAUUCCCCAUGCAGUGAGGCGAAAGGUUGCAGCAGUGAACCCACAUAUUGAGCACCACCACAAGGAGCAAAUGAACGUCCAAAGAGGCCCACGAAGCUGUGUUAAUGGUCACAAGGCCUAGAAGUCAGGUCACAUCUCCAAAGGUUGGUGUUCCUUUAGGGGCGUUAGCAACGGUGUUCGGCUCACUUCUCUCCGCUGCUGUCGUGUUUACCGAAUACAAGGCAGGCACAAUUGAGCUUGGUAUUAAUUCAUUUGGUUAAUUCUAACACAAUUUAUUAAAGAGAUUGCAAUUGAAGAGAUAUGGGAUUAGAGAAAAAUAGAUUAGUUCCAUUAACAGAGAUAUUAGAACUGCAGAUGAAAUACUGAAUUGUUUGUUUUAGCAAAACUUAAAACUAGCAAUUUCAUUUAGGCCAUAUUUUUUAGGGGAUUGAUGAGAGCUUUCCGAUCAGAAUUGCAGAUUAAUUUAGGAUAAUGACUUAUUUAUAAAGACAUUAGUCUUUUCUUGUAUUAUUGUAAUUGACAUUGUACAGGCAUCUGGGAAAAGGAAAAUAGAAGGGCAUAUGAAAAAUUUGCUUCACCUCCAACUUGUUCCCUUGAAGACCUUGAGAAUCUCUCCUCUUUCGUUUGUUUGUUUGUUUUUUUUUUUUUUUUUUUAAAUCAAAGCUGAUAAUCUGUAAUUUUUUCUCACAUUCAGGAUCAUAGACUUGUGUAAAUCAUUCCUUAACGUU
Morus notabilis is the source of this 6317-nucleotide messenger RNA. Its product is annotated as DDT domain-containing protein PTM. The transcript is spliced from 11 exons. The coding region runs from base 300 to 5399 and encodes 1699 amino acids. The record is from RefSeq and is a predicted model, not a curated record. Lineage: Eukaryota; Viridiplantae; Streptophyta; Magnoliopsida; Rosales; Moraceae.